Messenger RNA from Elgaria multicarinata webbii, 3270 nucleotides. It is a transcript of the gene SNX33, whose product is annotated as sorting nexin 33. Gene Ontology annotation, biological process: cleavage furrow formation; intracellular protein transport; endocytosis. Gene Ontology annotation, cellular component: cytoplasmic vesicle; plasma membrane. The transcript has 3 exons. Gene Ontology annotation, molecular function: phosphatidylinositol binding; protein binding. The coding region runs from base 1167 to 2861 and encodes 564 amino acids. NCBI's taxonomy places the organism in Eukaryota, Metazoa, Chordata, Lepidosauria, Squamata, Anguidae. The record is from RefSeq and is a predicted model, not a curated record.
CCGGCCUCGCGCCAAGGGAGGGGGGGUCUCCAUCCUGGCACCCCCUCCCCAACGCUGCUCUCCCAGCAACUCAAGGGAAACUUCCCCAGGUUAGGCGCCCGGCCUCCCCAGGAGGAAUACGGCGAGUUGCUCGCCCGGCUGCUUCUCCCCAUCUGGCCUUCGCUCAUUUAGUGCUGCUGCUGCUGCUGCUGCUGCUGCUGCCGCUGCCGCCUCUCUCUCUCUCUCUCUCCACCCCACCCCACCCCGUCCCGGCGCCCCCGGGGGUGUUUGGACACCGGCGAGCGGAUUUUCUGCGGUUUUGCGGUGAAGUCCACGUGAACUUUGCGUGUGCCCUGGCAGAAAAGGAGGGGCUGUGUGUAUGUUUGUCUUCUUCCAUGGCUUAAGGCGUGACCCGUUGGGUUUUGAAUCGUUUUGCAGCUUUUUAUUUUUCCUCCACCCCUCUGGAGGCGUGUGGAUUUUGAAUUGGACCCAAAACGGAUUACCCAAAUUUACAAAACAUUUUCGAUCUAGAGUAACAACGGGGUUUCUGUUUGUUUGUUUUUACUCCAUAUGCACAUGCACAACACCCCCCCCCCCCCUUUAAAGGUAUUUUUUUUUAAAACCACUGUGAUCAUGUAUUACACGGGCUUUGCUUUUAACGGAAGAUGACUCCAGCGCUUUAUAUAUAAAAAGGAAAUUCCACCAUAAAGCUCUUGGUUGGCUCCCAUCUGAUGGACGUUGCUAAUCUUUAUGCAUAAUUUCAGUGUAACAAGAAAAGCAUUCAGGCAUAACUCGUUUGCAAGAUAACAUCCGACGACGUCGGGAUGACAGUUUUCUGGUUAUCCUCGAAUCUGACUGAAGCCCACGUAACCUAAAAACGAGGGGUCAAAAAUGCUGCUUGGUUUGCCCUGAGCGUGUCGUUCUUUGCCACGGCCUGCAAGACUGUGAAACACUUCGGAACGUCUAAACCUCAACACUGAUUUGUAAGAAAGAGAUAAAUUAUUUUGUUCCUUUCAAGGGAAAGCCUGUGAUAUCUCCCCUCCGUUUCCCCAAAGCUGUUACAAAUCUCAAAGGCAUAAGGGAGCUGUUGUGUUUUACUGCCUGUUGGGAGUGACUGCAGUAGUAUCCCAGGAGCUGGUGGGAGGACCUUUACCUGUUGGUGGCUGGUUGAGUGGCAGGGAACAGCGAUGGCAAUGAAAGCGAGAGCACUUUACAACUUCCAGAGCGAAAACAAGGAAGAAAUUAGCAUCAGGGAGAAUGAGGAACUGGUGAUCUUCAGCGAGAACUCUUUGGAUGGGUGGUUACAAGGGACCAACAGCCGUGGGGAGACGGGCCUGUUCCCCGCGUCCUAUGUGGAGAUCCUUCGGUCCAGAGCCGCCUCGACGUACACAGAGUAUUCCAGCAGUCCGGCCAGAUCCCCUGGGAACGGGUCGUCCUUCUACAUGCCCCCUACAAGCACCAGCGUCUCCCACCAGGGCAGCUUUGAAGACGACGAUGACGAUGAUUGGGACGACUGGGACGAUGGGUCCACAGUGGUGGAGGAGCCCCGGAGUGGGCCCGGCACCAACGGGCACCCGUCUCCCAACCUGUCCUACCCUGGGCCGUACUCCCACCCGAACAACGUGGGCUACCGUCCCAAGCCAUCGUUGGAGAGGCAGGACAGCAUCGGCUCUUCCAAAAGGGGCAGCGUGGUGGGUCGGAACCUCAACCGCUUCUCCUGCUUUGUCCGGUCUGGGGUGGAGGCCUUCAUCUUGGGCGAUGUGCCCAUGAUGUCCAAGAUCGCGGAGGCCUAUUAUAUUGACAUGGGCCCCAAGGGGCCCCAGUGGAGGUCCAACCCGCACCCUUUGGCCUGCUCCGUGGAAGAUCCCACCAAGCAGACCAAGUUCAAGGGCAUCAAGAGCUACAUCUCCUACCGGCUGACCCCCAGCAACAGCAACGCGGCUGUCUACCGGCGCUACAAGCACUUUGACUGGCUCUACAACCGCCUGCUGCACAAGUUCACGGUCAUCUCGGUGCCACACCUGCCCGAGAAGCAGGCCACGGGGCGCUUCGAGGAGGACUUCAUUGAGAAGCGCAAGCGGAGGCUGGUCCUGUGGAUGGACCACAUGACCAGCCACCCCACCCUCUCCCAGUACGAGGGCUUCCAGCACUUCCUCACCUGUGGGGACGACAAGCAGUGGAAGAUGGGCAAGCGGCGGGCGGAGAAGGACGAGAUGGUGGGCGCCAGUUUCCUGCUGACGCUGCAGAUCCCGACGGAGCACCAGGACCUGCAGGACGUGGAGGACCGAGUGGACACGUUCAAGGCCUUCAGCAAGAAGAUGGACGACAGCGUGCUGCAGCUGACCAACGUGGCCUCCGACCUGGCGCGGAAGCACGCUGGGGGCUUCCGCAAAGAGUUCCAGAAGCUGGGCAACGCCUUCCAAGCCGUCAGCCAGUCUUUCCAGAUGGACCCGCCCUACAGCUUCGAUGCGCUCAAUGGCGCCAUCUCGCACACGGGCAAGACCUACGAGACGGUGGGGGAAAUGUUUGCAGAGCAGCCCAAGAAUGACCUUUUCCUCAUGCUGGAUACGCUUUCCCUGUACCAAGGACUCCUCUCCAACUUCCCGGACAUCAUCCAUCUUCAGAAAGGUGCGUUCGCCAAGGUGAAGGAGAGCCAACGGAUGAGCGACGAAGGGAAAAUGGACCAGGACGAGGCGGACGGGAUCCGGAAGCGCUGCCGCGUGGUGGGCUUUGCCCUACAGGCGGAAAUGAACCACUUCCACGAGAGGCGCAUCUCGGACUUCAAGACGAUGAUGCAGUCUUACCUCAAGCAGCAGAUUGUCUUCUACCAGAGAGUCAGCCAACAGCUGGAGAAGACGUUGAGGAUGUACGACAACCUCUAGUACCUGCUGACUGCCUGACACUCCUUUUGCACCAGGCCGGGUGUUAAAGCCAACCCCACCCCCCUGCCCCGAGGCCCCCAACCCGGAUCUGUUAGCUGGGAUGACUUUUUCUCUAUGUCCGGACAAGGGCGCCUCUCUGAGCAUGAGAAGUGUACCAGCUUAUUGAAUAGCCAGGCCUAUACUUAUGGGAUUGAGCAGCGGGGCUUCAGAAUCAGGGCACCUUGUUUCCCCGCAGCAUUGAGCCCCCCUGAAAUCUCUUAAUGUAUGCAAAAUUAAAACACUACACAAAUAAAGGGAACUUGUAGCACUUGCGACCAAACUCUGCAUUGAAAGCGCCUCUAUUUGCGAAGAGCAAGCGAAAAAACGGGACGUGAACAACAUCCCGGCGAAAGCCUCCUCCUCCUCCUCC